AUGGGACACGUUCUCCUGGGGUACACGAAAGAGAGGGGGAGGAAAAAUGAACUGCACGACAAAGAAAGCGUGAAAAAAAAAUUUGUAUCGAAAAUUGGAGGGAGGCCAUUUUGGCUAGAUCGUGUAAACCUACAUUCGGAGAAAGAGUUCCACUGCUUUCUAUGUAGUAAGCUUAUGUGCUUUCUUUUGCAGAUCUAUGCGCCCAUAGACAAGUUCGAUCACUGCUUUCACAGAUGCCUGUACGUGUUCAUAUGUCUAUCCUGUGAAAACCAAGUGAAGUGUUUCCGAACGCACCUCCCCCGGAGCAACCCUUUCUAUGAGUACAACUUGGUUGGUGGGUCGGGCUCCGAGGGAAGUAGUCACUCCAGCGGGGGGGAGGAUGACGAAUACAAUGACGAAUACAAUGAUGAGGAUGAUCAUGAGGAGGAGGAGGAUGACCACGUUAUGGAUGAUGUUGGUGAGGAUAACGGGGAGAACCCCACCGAAGAGAACGCGGCGACAUGCACUCCCAGCGAGGACACCACAACGAGUGGAUUGAACGGACGAGAGAGCCAAAGGAACACUAACCAGAUAAACAGAGAUACGAAUUACCUGACCCUGUUCAUACAAAAAGAUAAGAACAAAUUUGAUGAAAAAAUAGAAUACCUCUUCUGCUGCGCCAUUUGUGGAAUACCUUGUGCAGACAAAAGGAGGAAGCACAAAGAAUGUCUGGAGAAGACACAUGUAAUAUUUAAGGAGAAAAAAAUUUAUAUCGAUGAUGAGGAGGAUUGUCUAAGUAGCAGUAGCGGGUCGUGGAGCUCCUGCGGAGAGGAGGAGCAGGGAGAACGAUCAGACAAGGAAUCAGAUAAGCAAUCAGACAAGCAAUCAGAUAAGCAAUCAGAUAAGCAAUCAGAUAAGCAAUCAGACAAGCAAUCAGAUAAGCAAUCAGAUAAGCAAGGGGAAGACCAUCCUGACGAUCAGCUAGACAAGAGCGAAAUGGACGCAUUUGAACAAAUACAAAAGGAAGUGUUGGCGAAGCGUAACAUCGACCGGGUAUUCCUUUCCUACUGCACCAAAUUAAGCAAAUUCCCCGAUCAACUUAUUCGUUAUUCGUACAAUGGACAAGUGCUGCUCUCAUCUAGCGUAACAACAAACUGCAAUGAGAACAAUAUAUUUGACGAUAACUUGCGCGCGACUUUCUCCAGUGGAAAGAAUCCGAAGAAGGUGUUGUUAUCUCCUGAUGGAGGAUACACAAACGGAAUUGUUCCACCACAGUGCCACGUGUGCAAGAGAAGAAGAGUUUUUGAGUUCCAGGUACUUUCCAACAUUAUAAAUUAUUUAGAAGUAAAAAAAAAUAUUAUCACAACGGAAGAUCCACUUUCAAGUUUGAAGUUCACAUACAUCUCUGUGUACACCUGUGAAAAGAACUGCGAUACCUAUGACAUUCACAGCUUGCAGGAUCGCCAAGGCUUUGUGGAAACUAGCAGAUACAUCCAGGAGUACGCCUCAGUGCAGGCAGAGUAG
Molecule: messenger RNA, 1503 nt
Organism: Plasmodium knowlesi strain H
Lineage: Eukaryota; Apicomplexa; Aconoidasida; Haemosporida; Plasmodiidae
Product: PDCD2 domain-containing protein, putative
Exons: 1
Coding region: 1-1503 (500 amino acids)
Cellular component (GO): cytoplasm
Source: RefSeq, a predicted model, not a curated record